Messenger RNA from Phycomyces blakesleeanus NRRL 1555(-), 2315 nucleotides. RefSeq names its product glycoside hydrolase family 5 protein. The coding region runs from base 53 to 2242 and encodes 729 amino acids. Gene Ontology annotation, molecular function: beta-glucosidase activity. The record is from RefSeq and is a predicted model, not a curated record. NCBI's taxonomy places the organism in Eukaryota, Fungi, Mucoromycota, Mucoromycetes, Mucorales, Phycomycetaceae. The transcript is spliced from 7 exons.
GUCAAACCAAACCAAUACAUAAAUCCGACAUAUAGACAUAAACAAAGCAAAAAUGACAGUGACUCAAGAUGAACUUUAUAACCACGAUGACAAGCAAGAUCACACAGACAUGAAAUCGGCAUCCUGUAAUGCACAAGACUGGAGAACACCUAUCCGACAUUCAGGGCGUUGGUUCAAGGACAACUAUGGAAGAACACUGUUGAUGCGCGGUAUCAAUUUGGGUGGCUCAUCAAAACUGCCAACCUAUCCUUACUCAGGAUCUACUCAUCUUUAUGACGAAAAACUCUUUUGGGAUCAUCGAGGUGUCAGUUUCGUCAAUCGGCCUUUUCCUCUAGAAGAUGCACAUGAGCACUUCUCACGUCUUCGUGCCUGGGGUUUGACUUUUAUUCGUUUGAUUGUGACCUGGGAAAGUUUGGAACACUCUGGACCUGGCAUAUACGAUGAGGCUUAUAUCGACUAUCUACGUCAAUUAAUUGAAAUGAUGCCAGCCUAUGGCCUAAAGUGUCUAAUUGAUCCUCAUCAGGACACUUGGUCUCGCUUCUCUGGAGGGUCAGGCGCUCCCGGCUGGACCUUUGAAGUAGCAGGCAUGAAUAUGCGCUCUUUCAAAGAAACGGGCGCAGCCUAUGUUCACAACACAAAUGUGGUUCCUGGCGACCCCCUUCCAAUGGUUUGGCCAACCAACUACACAAAACUGGCAGCAUGCACAAUGUUUACUUUGUUCUUCGCCGGUGACACAUUCGCACCCAAACGUCUUUAUGAAGGACAGACGAUCCAGAAACUGCUCAACACAUCGUUCAUUAAUGCCUACCAGCAUCUAGCUACCCGUCUGCUAGGUCUUGAGGCUAUCAUGGGGUUUGAAGUUAUGAAUGAGCCUCACCCUGGCUACAUCGGUCUUAAUAGUCUAAAAGAAUUUGAUCCAAUUUCAAACUUAAUUUUCGGAGAUUCCCCCACACCGCUACAGAGUUUUGCAUUGGGUUCUGGUAUCCCUCAAACUGUUGGUGUUUAUAUCAAGUCCUGGCCAUUCCCAACCAAGAGAUCACACGAUCGUGUUAUUAACGAAAGCAAGACUUCUGCGUGGAUCGACGGCCAGUCUUGUGUCUGGAAAGAGCAUAACGUGUGGGGUGUGAACAAAUCUACCGGAGAACCUGAACUAUUGGACUCGGCCUAUUUUAGCAAGCAUCCUUCUACAGGUGUCAAGGUCGAUUUCUAUAAAGACUUUUACAUGCCAUUUGUAAAUUCGUAUGCAAAGGCUAUCCAAAGCGUCAAAAGUGAUUGGUACUGCUUUGUGGAACCCCUGGCUAACGAGAAAUCACCAGUAUUGACAGAGACGGAUCACCAUCACAAUAUGGUAUUUGCUCCUCAUUGGUAUGAUCUUAAUUGUGUGUUUUAUAAAAAGUUUGAUGGAAGAAUGACCCACGAUGUACAGUCCCUCCAGAAUGGUGGCAAUGUUCUCACAUCGACAUACUUUGGUCGAAAGGGAGCCAAGAAAAACUACCGUGGUCAGAUCCGUAACAUUAGAGAAAAUGGUCUCAAGAGUAUGGGUGAAAAGCCCUGUGUACUUGGAGAAGUGGGUAUUCCAAUGGAUCUCAAUCAAAAAAUUGGAUUUGAGACGGGAGAUUAUACUAGCCAUAUCCAUUUUUUGGAUGCUGUGAUUUAUGCGCUUGAAACCAACCUGGUCAACUUCACUCUUUGGAAUUAUGAUGUCUGUAACGACCAUGAGUUUGGAGACCAUUGGAACGGAGAGAACUUUUCAUUGUAUUCUAAUGCUAUACAACCUAGCAGUGAUGCAAAGAGCUGUCCCUUAAACAUAUCGCCUUCUGCUAUCGAGACCGCGGAAAAUGAUCUGCAUGACCAACUCCAUGAAGGAGGAAGGGCGCUUGAUGCUGCUCUGCGUCCGUAUGCAUCGAAAGUAGCAGGAACACCAGAAACUUCUGAAUUUGAUAUGGACAAUCUCGAAUAUACCCUUAUCUUCAAGCCCUUUACAGAGCAUGAGAUAGAGAGACUAAAAAAGGAGGGUUACUACACCAGCAACCCUCUUUUCAAACGGACAGAGAUAUUUGUCCCCAAUCACCACUUCCGUAAUAUUCAGAUCAGCGUCCAGGUGACGCACGGUGAUUGGGAUUAUGUUCCCGAAAAACAAACACUCUACCACUUUUGCCGUGAAACCACUCACACUUCUGUUACCAUUCAAUUAAAGGCCGUCAAGGAGAAGCCUACCGAUAGUCCCUGCACAAUUAUGUAGCUUUGCGUAGAUAUUUUGAGUUUUUUUUCCCUUAUAUAUUUCAUUGAAAAACAAAUAAAUGAAUUUUAUACAU